AGAAUGUUCUAGUAGUGAACUUGCAGCAGACACAGUUCUAAUUAGAGUGUUGCCGUUAAGCUAUAUGCAAUAAGUUAUAAACUCGAAUAUCGAGCAAUAAGUUUCAAGUUGUUGGAAUAAGGAUAAGUGUAUAGCCAUUAAAUUGGGACUUUAAUUUAACAAUCUAGUGAUCGAACUCAAGAGUGAGUUACAGAUAGCCGAUUUAUCGAGAAAACUGUUGCAAUAUUUUAUAACGAAUAUCGAUUUUUUUUCGAAACUAAUCGUCUUGAAAUCACAGGUAUUUGUGUAUUUUAGUGUUAUAAAAUUGAACAAAUCGUAUAAUGAUUUCCUCGAAGAAAAGUAAACAAAUUUUUCCUCCAGUACCAUGUCAAUGGAAAGAAUGCGUUGGUUCUUUUAACGAUGACUGGAAAUUGAAUGAGCAUAUUAAAAGUCAUUUGGAGGUGCUCGUUCAAAAAAAUAAUGAAGCAUUUGAUUGCCCUUGGAAUGAUUGCAACUUUGUUACGACUGACUAUACAGAAAUUAAGCGUCACAUAUAUUAUCAUGGGUAUUACACAUCCCUUGUAGUAAGAGGAAAAUAUGAAUGUGAGCAAAAUCCAAAUAUUCCUAGUUGCAGUGCUCGUCCAAAAGAAGCUGAUAAGAUCCCCGAUUUGAAGAGUAACUUUCUUUGUGAAUGGACCGAUUGUCAACGAGCAUUUGUGUCUAUAGUUGAAUUUCAAGAUCAUAUUGUUCAACAUGCAUUAUUUGAAUAUGAGAUUCAGAAAUCUCCGAAUGAUACUCGGCCAAAAGUUAAAUGCAAAUGGAGCAUUUGCCGCAAGCUUUUAGAAAAUAAGUAUCGGCUAAUUGAACAUAUCUUUACUCACGCGAAUAAAAAAUCACUUGCAUGCUAUCGCUGCGGUGAAGUAUUCAGGACUAGGACAACUUUAUUUGACCAUCUAAGAAGACAACCUGAAAAUAAUACUCACAAAUUUCAAUGUGACCAGUGCUUUAAAUAUUUUGCGACAGAAAAACUAUUACGAUCACAUUUCUUAAAACACGUAAAUUGUUACAAGUGCAGUCUCUGCAAUAUGUCCUGCCCGUCUUCAAGUUCAUUAGCCACACAUAUACGUUAUCGGCACCUGAAGGAUAAGCCUUUUAAAUGUACUGAAUGUGAACAUCGUUGUGUACGAAAAAGCGACUUGCAAAAACAUAUGAAACACAUUCAUAGCAAUCAAGUUCAUCGUUGUGAACAAUCUGGGUGUAAUUAUGCUGUACGGACAUAUAAUUUAUUAAGACGACAUUGUUUGGAAGUUCAUGGUAACAGUCCAUUUAUAUACAUGUGUCAUUGCUGCGAUAAAUUAUUCAAACAUAGUAAAUAUCUGUCAAAGCAUUUGAUCAAGAAACACGACUUUAAACUACCAUCUGGACAUAAACGGUUUACAUACCGUAUUGAUGAAAAUGGAUUUUACUUACUAGAAACAUUGCGAAUUGAAAGCUUAGAAGUAACUAAACAAAUUUUAUCACCCCACCCCGUGGAAGCCUCUGACUUAACGGAAGAUAGUAGUUGUUAUGAGAUAGUUUCUAUGACUAACGAACAGGAUCAACGUGUAAUUGUUCCAAAUGAUGCAAAUGAAGCACAACUAGUAGGUGAAGUUGUUAUAUCAUUGCAUUUAGGCAACGAGAGUUGAUUACAUAAUAAAAAAAAUUAACAAACAUUUACAUUUUAAUACUUGACUCAAUUUUACCUUGUACCAUGGGUAUUUAGAAUAGUAUAUUAUCAUUAAACUCUAUUCCUACUCUAGAACAUUUUAAUACAUUAUAAAUAAACAAUAUGUGUAUGUUUAUA
Messenger RNA from Bactrocera oleae (olive fruit fly), 1822 nucleotides. RefSeq names its product Histone H4 transcription factor (gene Hinfp). The record is from RefSeq and is a predicted model, not a curated record. Lineage: Eukaryota; Metazoa; Arthropoda; Insecta; Diptera; Tephritidae. Gene Ontology annotation, molecular function: DNA-binding transcription factor activity, RNA polymerase II-specific; RNA polymerase II cis-regulatory region sequence-specific DNA binding. Gene Ontology annotation, biological process: regulation of DNA-templated transcription.